This is a messenger RNA of Carya illinoinensis, 663 nucleotides long. RefSeq names its product protein FAR1-RELATED SEQUENCE 5-like. Lineage: Eukaryota; Viridiplantae; Streptophyta; Magnoliopsida; Fagales; Juglandaceae. The record is from RefSeq and is a predicted model, not a curated record. The transcript is spliced from 2 exons. Bases 1 to 663 code for a protein of 220 amino acids.
AUGGGAGAGUUUGAAGAACAUGCAUUGGAUAGACCAGAAGAACGGGAAACUGAAGAUGGCAGUCCAGGUGAACGGGAAAUCGACGAUUGCACUCCAGGUACAUCACACGUAGUGCCAUCGUCGAAAGGUGAUGAUAUGAUUGAGGAGCCAAAGUCGGGCAUGGAGUUCAAUUCGUUUGAAGAUUUGUUUAGGUAUUAUAAGCAGUACGCUAAGCAAUGCGGUUUUGGGGUGAUGACACAAAGGAGUGAGAGGUCAGAGGAUCAAAAUGUCAGAUAUGUUACUCUUGGUUGUGCACGGGGAGGGAAGGCACGGGUUAAGACAUCCAAUGUUGCCAACCCACGUCCGACGGGAAAGACAGAUUGCAAGGCAAGGAUAAAUGCCUUGAGAGUCGAUGGAAAGAUGCAGUUGACAACAGUCAAUAAUUCACAUAAUCAUGUUACCAGCCCACAGAAAUCUCGCUUCUACCGAUGUAACAGAGAAGUGAGUGAGACAGUUAAAAGAGUCCUUGACACCAAUGACUUAGCGGGUAUCCGAUUGAACAAGAGUUACGGAUCUCUUGUAGUUGGUGCAGGUGGCUUUGAGAACCUGCCAUUUCUGGAAAAGGAUUGUCGCAAUUACAUCGACAAAGCCCGUCAUCUACGACUUGGUGCAGUACAAGAAUAA